Molecule: messenger RNA, 6872 nt
Organism: Helicoverpa armigera (cotton bollworm)
Lineage: Eukaryota; Metazoa; Arthropoda; Insecta; Lepidoptera; Noctuidae
Gene: REPTOR-BP
Product: REPTOR-binding partner
Exons: 4
Coding region: 152-568 (138 amino acids)
Biological process (GO): regulation of DNA-templated transcription
Cellular component (GO): nucleus
Molecular function (GO): DNA-binding transcription factor activity
Source: RefSeq, a predicted model, not a curated record
UAUGUCAAAUGACCUUGCCAGUUUGUAAACAAUACCUUGAAGAGCAACUUUUGAUACAAAUUAUCUAAUUUCCUUGUUGUUAUUUCACAUAUCGUCAUAGCAUAAUAUUAUACUCGUGUUUUAAUUGAGUUAUGUGCUAGAAUUCGCAAAUAUGAACAUCGAUUUUGAAGCCAUGGCUGUUUUGGAGGAGGAAUCACAGAACGAGUCGCUGGGUGGCGGAGUGUACGGGUCGGUGGGCGCGUCGGGUGCGGAGGGAGGGGAGCGGCGCGAGGGAGGCAAGCGCGGGCGCAGGCCCGGCCGCAAGGCGCAGAUCGACAAACAGGACAUGAAGGCUAAGCUGGCAGAGCGCAGCAGACAGUCGGCGCGGGAAUGUCGGGCGCGCAAGAAGCUGCGGUACCAAUACCUGGAAGAGCUCGUAGCUGAUCGGGAAAGGUCUGUCCUGGCGCUCAGAAAGGAAUUGGAUAAGGUUUUAUUACAAGUGGAAUUUGGAGCUAGACCAGGGCAGGAUGCCGGAAGGUCUGGAAGCCGUACUCCAAGAGAUGGGGAUCGUCAAGCAGGAGGAGAGUAAAUCCUUUCUAUCAUAGCUUUUUUAUGUAAAUACCACGUAACUUAACUCUAAGGGAUGAAGAAACGAAGAUUCGCAUUGUUCUGGUGUUCACCGUACGUUUCAGUUUAGUAAUUCUUCAAUAUUAUCAAGAUGAAAGCAAAAAUUGGAUUCAAAACUUCAAUAAUUGUGGAAAAAUUAUACGGUCAAAAACUAUAUGAAUAAGUCCGUUACAACGUUGAUACAACCAUUAAAACUCGAAAAGAAAAAAAAAUUAUCAAAACCAAUCUCAUCAAAAUUUGAAAACUAUGCCAGAUUUAAAAUCAGAAAAAAACUUCAAGCAAUCAAGAUAGGCAUAACGAGGACAAGCCGCAAUACUUCGACAAUGGCGUUAGACCUAGUCUUAUGGGUUUACUUGAGCUUUUAAUACCAUCGCAUCCAUCUCAUAACUGUCUGAAGCGGUACACAGAAUGCCUAAAAAUUGAGCACUUAUUCUUCUCAAUACAUUAAAAGUCAAACCAGUUCGAAUACUAAUUUUAUCCCUUCUCUGUACCGCUCGACUUCAGGACUUAAUCCAAAGAGAUUAAAGCUCAAUUUUGCUUGUUUAGACUCUGUUCUGCACCUGGUUUUUGCUACUACAACCCGCUGCAUCUUGUCCACAUUUUGCUUCGUCUACGCAGAGCUAGAAUUUUCAAUAUUAUAUCUGUAUGUAAAAAAAUGUAAAAUGUAACCUAUCCAAUAAUAACGUUGAAUAUAUAAACAGUAAAUAAAUGUUUUUUACAAGCAAUCAAAGGAUCAGCGUCAUGGGGAUAAAAUGCAGAGUUUUUCUUUUAGUCUUUGCUGUCUGCAGAGCUAAGCUUAGCCAUAUAUACCAACAUAUAUAACUGGUUGAACGGAACAGUUGGGGCCUUGUUUGUUUUUCAAAUUACAGUACUCUAUCACCAGAACGUUUCAACUUUUCUACCGUUUUCUCAUAUCAUAAACAGAAAUUCAGCCAUGGGGUUAAAAUGCAAAGAUUUCUAAAAAGAUCAUGGAGCUUUCUGCAUAGUUUAACUGAAAUAAGCAAACUUAAUUAUAUUACUGAUUGAACGGUAUAUUAAAAAUCUUGAGCUGUUUCACAUAUAAGUACUUAUAAAAUACCUGUACGCCACGCUAUCAAAUUUUCUUUGUACCGAUCAAUCAUCAGGACUUUUGAAAGAUGGACAGUCAGUCAGGCAGACGUGGCUGAUGUCUAUGAUAUGUAAGAAAACAAUUACUGUACAUCUUCGGGAUUGUAACUAGCGUCAAAGGGGGAAAAAUGCAGAGUUUUCUACCAAGUUCUGGGAAAUUGCUGCAGAGUUAAGCUGAGCUAGACAGUGUUAUUUACUUAAAUAACUGUUUAAAUAGUACAGGAAGAGUUGUGAACAUGUUUCUAAAUAAAGUACAAUGUUACCAGUACGCUACUGUUUAAACUUUUCUUUUUACCUUUUAAUACAAGGGCUAAUAUUCAUAAUCUCUUUAGCUCAACUUGGCUCAGUUUGAUUACCUUCCGCUUUUUCAGUUUGGGUGUAGGUCAGUGCCCCAGCCUAGUCUCUCUUAAAUAUUUUUUUUCUCCAUGUCACUCAUCCUUUUUGCAUACAUUUUGUCUUUUUACGUCCAUACAUUUUUACUGGAAUUGAAAAUAUAUUAGAUGGCAUAUUUUUGUGUUUGGAAUGCUUAUAAAAGAUACUUAGGUGAACAUGAUGAUAGUGUGAAUCGAAAGAAAUUGGCUAAUUAAGUAUUUUGUUAAAUUAGUAACGUAGGUUUCAAAAACACAAUUUGAUUUGUUGUUCGGCCAAAAUAGUUUAACGAUUAUAUUUUAUUCGUUUGCAAAAUUUCCAAAGUUUGAACGGUUAUGUUUUUGGUUAUUUUAGAUUUUAUAAUAUUUUCAUAUAGUUAUAAACACUGCGUCAUAGUUCGAAAUCGAAUUUAUAAGGCAUAAAAUGUCGAUUUAGUUUUUAUUAUGUCGUGAUUAUUUUGGUAAGAGCUAAGGAAAGGUGUGUUUGCGUAACUUUGAAUAUAAUUAUUUUUCUAUAGAUAUUUUUAGGCGACUAUUUUUAUAUGGCUGUAUCCUAAAUAUUAACAUUAAGGGGAGGUCCUUUUAAGAAGUGUAUAUAUUAAUCCUUUGCAAUGUUGGAAUUGUUUAAAAGUUGUUAUAUAAAGCGUGUUUGAUUUAUUUUUUUUGGUGAUCUUGGUUUUAGGAUGUACAAUUCUUUUUAAUAGUUUUUAGGUGUUGAAAGUUUGAACAAUUAUUUUUAAUUUAAGUUUUAUUGUCUUGCGUUUAUAAUAAAAAAAAACGAAUACAGUCAACAACUUUCAUAGUAAGCGAAGAAACCCAGGACAUCUCUUGAUCUAAGAAAAAUAUUAUAUUAUUUUUUUACUUUAACUGAAUGCAUGAAACGUUUAUUUUCCAAACAUUUUAAUUUAAAGUACGAUUGUGAUUAGGCUAGAAGCCUUAGUUAAUAAGAUAGGCUUAUAAUACGCGUUACGAAUAUAGUGUAAGGUCAAAUAAAUUGAGAGGAACUCGAACACAGGAUAUACCUAUAGAUGGGUUUUAAUUGAUAAGAUGUUUUAGAAUUAAUAGGUUUAUAAUUAAGAUAUUUUGUUUGGAGUUAACGUAAUUUUUAUUUUUACCUUUUAUGAAUCCACGAUCGAUUACAAUAAUUACGUAGAAUAAAUAAAUCAAAAUAAUGCCUGAAGAAGGUUUUAGCAAUAAGGAAUAUAUUAAGGUCUUAAUUUUAACUCAACAUUUUUCGUUUAUUAUUGAGGAACUCGCAGACAGGAUAUAAAUAAAAUAUUCUUUUAAAUAUUAAGAUAAUUAAUCAGGUUAAAAAAAACAUACCGAUCGUACAGACGUAAUUAAAUUUUUGUGUCCUAAAAUCAGAUUAGAAUUAGGAGUUAAAAUAAUAAAUUAGUACCUAACUAGAGUCGUGAGUGGGAAUGUUGUGUGAAAUAAAGUGAGUGAGUGAGAAGGAGAAAGAAAGAGAGUAUGUGUGCGUUUGCAAAAUUUAAGAUUAAAAUUCUAAAUGUGAGUUUGCACUAAAUAGGCUUGAACAUACAUUGUAACUGUUCAAUCAGGGUUGAAAGUGGUGAAAUCACGCUCCUAUUUCCAAAAGGUUCAAUAUUUCGAAUUGAUUCACCUACAUUGCUAUUAACAGUACUUGGAGCAUUCCAAUUCUACCCGACUUUUGAUUCGAACAUAGGACCACUUUUUAAACAGUCAAGUAUAUAAUUACCUACAAACACAGCAGGAACGUUUUAUACCGCCAUGAAAGAAUUUAGAAUAAGAAAAACAUGUAAGAACCUGAUAAUUAAUAAUGUUUGUCUAAAUUGAACGAAAAAUGUUGCUAAAUCAAAAAACAGCAACUUAAUUACUCAAGAACGGAUGAGCCCGUUUUGAUGAAAGUGUAAGUAUCUAAGUCAUUAAAUACCUUUGGCUAACAAGUUUUCAACUAAAAAAAAAACCGCAUCCAAAUCAGUUCAUCCGUUUAAGAGCUAUUCGGUAUCACAGAUAGACUCACGUAGCGGUGGAACCCAUGUGUCAAAUUAAUAACACCCCACUUUUUCGUUGAUGGUUAAAAAUAAUGAUAUAGCGUUUUUCUGUUUGCAAAAAAUCAGACAUACAUUCUUUUUGAAAAUCUUAGACACACACACAAAAUAAAAAACUUUCUACAGACCAGUUUCAAGACAUGUUGAGGUUUUUUGGUGCAAACUCACAUCAACAGAGUAUGAUAAGUACCUAAAUUCGAAAAAGUAAUUUUGGCUGUGUGUAUGAAAUAUAUUCUAAAGCUUGUUUCAACAAAGAGUAAAAUAAAAGGUUGUGCGUACUUUUAUAGAAACAAUAAUUGUUUUAAAAAUAUAUUUUAUUCAAAAUUAACCGUUCUAUAUAAUAUUUUCAUAAUUUUAAUAUAAAUAAUUAAAAAGCUGGUUUUCAUUACCUACGUGUUAAUGAUAGUUUUGUGUUAUGCCAACCUUUUUAUGCAAUUUUCUCAUCGAUUAUCCUUGCUUUUUCAUCUGCAAAGGUCAAUUUAUCAUUAUAAAUUACGACUAUGGUAAAUAUAUCUAUAAAAGUACGCACACUAACAAAAUAUGAUUAGCACAUAGAGCCUUAUAAUUUUACGGUCACUUUUACCUAGUAAAUAGUUUGUUUAAUCAUUUUAUUUAAGCAUUAUGGUUAAAGUCGUAAACGGCUACUCGUCAAGUGAGUGAUAAAAUCAUAGAGUUUUUACUUUACACGCCAAAACAAGAUGGCGUCUUAUUAUUACCCAGUCUUUACACUUUUAAGUGGCUUCCGUGAAAAUUACGUAACUUACGUAAAUUGUUCUAAGAAACUACUGUUAGCGACUAACGCAAGGGUGUUAUAAUUUUAAAUUUAUCGUAAGUUACGUGAGAAAAACUUACUAGUGUAUAGCCGGCCUUAUGUAUGCUGAGAGUUGUACAUAAAUAACAGAUUUAAUACGUAGAUGCUGUACAAUUUAGGUUGAGUUCGCAUUUUUAUAUAAUUAUAAUUUUACAGUUAAAAUUAUACAUUUUAUUCGAUUAUUCGGAGUCCACGCACAGCUUAGAGCUCAAUAAAUAAAAUAUGUACAUUUGAAUAAUUAAGUAAAAUUAAGAUUAUAAUAUAAAAAAUAGGAAUCUGGUUAAAAAAAGCCGUAACUCAAAUCACUGAAAUAACACAUGGAAAUCUAAAUUUUAGUUUAUUACAUAUUUUAUUUUUAGUGGGUAUAUAAUACCAUUUAAAAUAUUAUAUUUAGGUUUUGUUUAUUUUUACGAAAUCACACUCUUUACCGGUCAAUUAUUAGUUUUAAUUUGAUUUAGUUUUCGAUAAAUAUAAUUUGAAGUGGCUGAAUAGUCUUAUCCUAGUACGCUUUUAUUUUAUAAUCUAUGUAUUCAAUCAGGAAUGGGCUCGACUUAUAUAAAUUAUUGUUGAAAUGUAAUUUACAGCUUUUUAUGCCACAAAAAAGUACCGAGGAUAGUGUGCACUAGAUUUAGAACAAUAACUUUGUGCUACACCAUGGUUUAUACCUAAGUACUAAAGCCGGUACUUUCUAGGACCACGUUUUGCAAUAAUGUGGAUUCAGUUUUAUCUCCCAAGUUGAUGUCUAGUCUACACUGCUUCCAAUAAAGUGGGGCUACUAACAUUUACCUCUAUAUGAAAAUCAAAACAUGGAACUAUUUUUAGACCCAAACAACAUAAAAAUAUAGAAUCACCGAGAUAACUAUAAUAACUUCAAACUGAAAUAAAACUUAACUGAAGUAAAUAAUAGUCGGUACUUAAUAAAAUUGCACUUUUUUUCAACAAGUUACAUGCUUAUUUUCUUAUAUUAUUAUGAGAAAAGUCAAAAGUUUUGGUGUCUUGACAAAGAGUAUUUAAUUUGAUGCAUUCUAUUUCUCACAUUUUCUUUUUGUAUAAAAAUAGGGAUCUGAGCUCAUUCCUGAUGAAUUGGUGAAUAAUUUAGUUUACUACUUUAAUAUGUCGGCAAUCCGCCUUAGGUUUAUAUAUUAUAUCUUAGUUUUCAUAACACAUACAAAUUACUUCCAUUGGUCAUCUGCGAACAAUUUAAUUCGUUUCUUAGUUUUAUGCAUCCUAAGUAAGAUUCUAUUAAGAAAAUAUCUUUAAGUUCAUACAACUAUUAAAAAACGCAACAGAUUCUAAAAUAAUUUUUAAAUAUCAUAACGAAAUAUUUUAAGUUAGGUAAAACCGUUUUUUAUUUAGGGUUGUGCAAAAACAUUUUUAUUUUAUUUUACAUAUAUCAAGAUUCAUUCUGUAGUUACUUUUAAUCAAAACAUUUCUGUCCAACAAAACGUUGCACUGUGGUUCAAACAGAGUGAUUUGCAAAAUCGAAAUGAAAAAAAAAAAUACUUCAUACAACCAAAAGGAAAUCCACCUCAAUUAGGUUAUAAGAAUUCUCAUACACGAUAUACAAAAUACAGUCAAAAAUUUCCAAAAUAAAAUGAAAAUCCGAUAGUACAGUUUCGACAAAAUAAAUUCUAAAAAAGUUUCAAAAUUAGCAAAACAGCGAUAAUUGAGCGAUGAACAUAUACAUUAUAUGUUAUGUUAUAUUAUGUUUCUUCAAAUAACAAUUUGUUUAUCAAAGUAUUUAUUGUAACUGGUGCAGAACCGUUUAACAAUAUAUGCCAUUCAAAACAUUCAAAAUCAUCAUCAUAUUAUUAUUUUAUUUUUGUCAAAAUUUUAGUUUAUGUAUUCAUCAUCAUCAUCAAAUUAUUAUCAAGUGUAUAAAUCUUUAUUUAUUAAAAAAACUACAUUAUUACUCGAUUUAUAAUUAAAAUAUGUUUUGAUUCGUUUUAA